Molecule: messenger RNA, 1131 nt
Organism: Vitrella brassicaformis
Lineage: Eukaryota; Vitrellaceae
Source: the annotation of a GenBank genome assembly
AAUAUCACAGCCGGGAUGUUUCCCGAGCAGCCUCACCAGUGCGUAGUGUGCAAGGGCACCGGCUUCCUGCGCGUCAACUUGUCAAAUAGAAACGGGGCCACGGAGCACUUCAGCUCGGCCCUCCGAUGCCCAUGCCGUCUCGGCGCAGGAGGGCAGCAAUGCGAGAAGACCGCAAGAAUGGCGGAGGUCAUCAACACCGCCUUUCGAGCCACGCUGCAGCCAUCCACGGUGCGGGACUACGAGCGCGUCAUUGAGACGUGCAUGCAGGCAAGGGAGCUGUUCCCGCUGGACUCACCGGAGAAGAUUAUGUGCAUCUUCUCCCUGUUCCUGCCGUGCCACACCACGCGCUUCCCUCGGGUCCGCGCGGCACUGAAGCUGUGGCACGAGAUGCAUAACUUCGCCGAACCGCCAUUUGAACAUGCCCUUGUCAAGAGGUUUCUUCGAGGGCUCCAGGUACACCCGGAGGUGUCGGCCACUCGACACGAGACGGACGUCUUCCCAUGGAAGGCCGUCCCACCGCUGCUGAAGCUAUGGUUGCUACCGCGGCCAGGACAGCAGUCACCGUCGCUGACAUGCCUCCGCAACGGAGCCAUCUUCCUGCUGCAAUUCUUCGCCGUGAAGCGCAUUCGAGAAAUCCUCGACCUCACCGCAGCAGACCUCAUCUUGACAGCGGACAGCAUCGUCCUCUACAUACGCAAGAGCAAAACCGACCGCACGGGGAAGGGAUUCCACAUGCGAAUCCCACCCACCAACUCGCUCUUCCCCCAGCUGUCAACAGCACUCCGAGCAUACCUCGAGGUCGCCCCGCAGGAACCGACACAACAUCUGUUCCAGUCAACAGAUCCCACGGGCACGAGGUGGACAGGCCGGCGGCUGUGCCCCUCCUCGUUCAACUGCGCUCUCAAGAGGACGGCCGAAGCGGUAGCUGUCACAGGCAAGAUUGCCUCGCACAGCCUCAGGAAAGGGGGCGCAUCGUGGUAUCUACUGAAGGGCAACCCGCCUGAGCUGGUCAAGCGAGUGGGCAACUGGAAAGGCCCAUCGUGGGAGAUCUACGCUAAGUUCUCACUGGAAGACAUGGCAGCUAUGCUGCAAGAAAACGAUGAUGAUGAAUGAAUACGUGCGAACACCGAU